AUGGCCAAGUCCCGAGCUGCUGAAGACCGGCAUUCGUCCGAUGACAGUUUCUCUCAAUUAUCCAACAAUGAUGCCACGGAAAUCGAACAUACAAACCGGCCGGCGAAGAGGAGACGAUUAUCUGUAUCCUCAGACGACUCAGAUGGCGGUAAUCCUGCUCCCAUCGCACCAUUGCCGACCAUUUCGCGUAUAAGGAAGAAGACCGAAGUAUCAUCUACUCAAUCCAAACCUCAGACCGAGGAGCCGGUCACUAGUCAAGAUGCGCGCGAGAUCGGGCUUCAGGUAGUAGAUUCAACAUUUGCGUCCCUCAACGUUGCUCCGUGGCUCGUCAAAUCUCUGUCGACAAUGGCAAUUCGACGGCCUACCGCUAUUCAAAGAUCAUGUAUUCCCGAGAUUUUGAAAGGAAGAGACUGUAUCGGUGGCAGUCGGACAGGUUCUGGAAAGACGAUUGCGUUUGCAGUGCCAAUUCUUCAAAAAUGGGCAGAAGACCCAUUCGGAGUAUUUGCUGUCGUACUGACACCUACUCGCGAGCUUGCACUCCAAAUCUUCGAGCAAUUUAAAGCCAUCUCGGCGCCACAGAGUCUCAAGCCGGUACUCAUCACGGGUGGCACUGACAUGCGACCACAAGCCAUUACGCUUUCCCAAAGACCCCAUGUUAUAAUCGCUACGCCUGGGCGACUGGCAGACCAUAUUCGGACCUCAGGGGAAGACACGAUUGUGGGUCUGAAUCGUGUUCGCAUGGUAGUCAUGGAUGAAGCCGAUAGACUAUUGACCAGCGGACAAGGCAGCAUGCUCCCAGAUGUCGAGACAUGUCUCUCUGCACUGCCGCCUUCGAGUGAACGUCAGACUCUCCUAUUCACAGCCACAGUCACCCCCGAAGUCCGCGCUUUGAAGUCCAUGCCACGCCCAGAAAACCGCCCCCCCAUCUUCGUAACAGAAAUCGGCACAGAAAACCAUGCCCCAAUACCACCAACCCUCAAACAAACGUACCUGCAGGUGCCCAUGACGCACCGUGAAGCAUUCCUUCACGUCCUUCUUUCAACCGAGCACAAUUCCUCACGACCAGCCAUUAUCUUCUGUAACCGCACAAAGACCGCAGACCUUCUCGAGCGAAUGCUCCGCCGUCUAUCGCACCGCGUCACCUCCCUGCACAGUCUUCUACCCCAAUCAGAGCGAACUGCCAACCUCUCCAGAUUCAGAGCCAGUGCGGCCCGUCUCCUGGUUGCCACAGACGUAGCCUCGCGUGGUCUCGAUAUCCCCAAUGUCAGCCUCGUCAUCAACUUCGACGUUCCUCGCAACCCCGACGACUACGUCCAUCGUGUAGGUCGUACAGCUCGUGCAGGCCGGAGCGGUGAAUCCGUCACCCUGGUUGGCCAGCGAGAUGUGCAACUCAUUCUGGCCAUUGAACAAAGAGUCGGUAGGCAAAUGGUCCAGUGGGAAGAGGAAGGUGUCAGCGUUGAAACGAGGGUGGUUAAAGGUACCGUUCUGAAGGAGGUGGGUGAGGCUAAGCGGGAUGCUGCAAGAGAGAUUGACGAAGGUCGCGAUGUAUUGGGACGUCGUGUGACUAAGCUCAAAAAAGUUCGGUGA
Messenger RNA from Talaromyces atroroseus, 1587 nucleotides. RefSeq names its product ATP-dependent RNA helicase dbp8. The coding region runs from base 1 to 1587 and encodes 528 amino acids. The record is from RefSeq and is a predicted model, not a curated record. Gene Ontology annotation, molecular function: RNA helicase activity; nucleic acid binding; ATP binding. Lineage: Eukaryota; Fungi; Ascomycota; Eurotiomycetes; Eurotiales; Trichocomaceae. The transcript has 2 exons.